Molecule: messenger RNA, 2137 nt
Organism: Rubroshorea leprosula
Lineage: Eukaryota; Viridiplantae; Streptophyta; Magnoliopsida; Malvales; Dipterocarpaceae
Source: the annotation of a GenBank genome assembly
GCACUGAGGAUGUCAGACCACCUUCUAUUAGGUGUUGUACGGAUAUAUUACAAGAAGGUUGAUUAUCUUUUCCCUGACUGACAACAUAUCAUCCUUGUUGGUUUAAGUGAGGCCUUUCAUGCCAAAAAGGAGGCUGAUUUGCUGGAUAAUUAAGACCAAGCUCCAAUUCAUGCUAUUACUCUGUCUGAGAAAUUUUACCUUGAUGCUUUGGCACUUGAUGAUGAUGAUACAUGCUACACUGAGGGGAGCCCAGAUAAUCAUCUCAGGAAUGAGGAAGAUAUCAGACUACCAGACCAAAUUCCUACUGGAGCAAAUCCUUAUAUUGCCAUAACUUUUGACAAGGAUAUGAUGGAUGUAUUGCAUUCAGAAGCAGCUCCUGAAUCAGGAGUCCAACUAAUGGAUGAGGAUGUCAUUCUUCAAUCUCUCAAUGGUGGUAAUGUCCGAAUUGAAGAACUGAGUGCAGCAGCAGCUUUUCAAGAUCCUGGUCCAACUAAUGAGACAGAACUGCCUGGCACAAGCAUGGCUUUUGGGGGCACAGGUCCAGGUGGCCAGACGAAAGUACGUAGACCAACUAUGGAUUUCUACAAGAGGCAUCCUGGCAAUGAGACAGAAGCACCUAAUAUCAUUCAUGAUGACAGUGUCACUCAAGAUUUUCCAGAUAUUGAAAUUAGGUGUGAUACAGUCCAUGAUAUUAGCAAUGGAUGCCUACCUCUAGGGCAUCCAGAUGAGAGAAAUGAUGCAAAUGAAACGAGAGUAUCUUUGGAACAUAUUUUGGAUGAUAAUGAGAUUCAUACUCCAAUUCUCAGGAGUAUGUCAAGUUCUGGAGGAGAGUCUGUACCAUUUCAUGAGCACUUUGGGUCACCAACUUCUGCUGGUUUUCAAGAGUCUCCUGGGAAUUUAUCUCGAAAUAAAUCACCUCAACUUGCCAUUCAACCCUCUCCAGCAGUACAUUGGCCAAGAAAGAGACAGAGAACACAGGGGAGGUUCUUCAAUAUGGAACUAGUCUUGUCAGGAUGAUAUGUAUGGUAUUCUUGUUUUUUGAUGCCAAAUGUUGAUUUAUAGGAAAAUGGAUAGGUCGAUGAAAAAGGCACUUGAAGAUUCUAGUGAUCUAGUACAGAAGAGAAGGAAUGUACGUGCCUCUGCUUUGGCUGUAUGGAAGUCAAAUAACAUUCUCAGAAAGGAACAAUUAUUUCAUGGGGCUUCAGUAACAGGGUUGUGUGUUGAUAUAUCUGAAAUGUUUGAGAGGGCUACACCUUUGCAAAACCCAAUUUAGCUGUACUACAGGAAGCUGUUUCAAGUCCUAGGAUUUUACAAUCUCCUGCUCCAAGCACAGAGGCUGGCGAUUUGCAGAUUCGUGCUGCUGCAACUGCAACUGCAACUGAAGCUAGCCCAGAGCAUAUGGUGGGUAGACCUCAAGUUGCAGUGCCUGAAAUUGACAGGGAAACUGAAUAUCUUCAAGAUGACCAAGGCAUGCUUACAACAAUAUUUUACAUGAUUUUGAGCCCUCCCCAUCUAGGCCAAUGUGUUCUGCAAGGGAUGAUUCAUAUCCACUAUCAAUUAACAGUUUAAGAUCAGAGACAAUACCUCGGUUACUUCCAACACCAGAUGCUGCAGCAUCCACUGGAACUCAUGGAUCUGAGUUUGAAACACCAAGGACAUUCUUGGAUGAGGGACUGGUUCUGGGAAGCACAGGUCUUUCAGAAAUUCCUGAGAUGCUGUGUUCUGCAGAAGCAAAUAGUUCCAAGCAAGUCAAGGACUAGAUUCCUUGUCUGUGAGAACCAGAGCAGUGGCUCAAUAUUUGAAGAAGCAGUCACCUAUCACUGCUAUCUCAGAAAACUCAUCUGGAGAUCUCAGUUUGAAUAAGAUCUUAGAAGGAAAAACAAGAAAAUUAUGUGCUUGAAUUUUUUAUGAGACAUUGGUUUUGAAGAGUUAUGGACUUAUUGACAUACAACAAGAAAAAGCUUAUGAAGAUAUCACUUUGAAGUUGACUGCAACUCUAUGUAAGGCCCAGAUGUAAGGUUAUUAUAUUUAUUCUGGUGCAUUGGCUUUUAUGUUUAUCGCAUAUUGGUAAUAGUCUAAGGGCCAAUUUGAGCUAGCUUUGUUUUAUUGUUGUAAAUAAUAACAUCUUGUUACUUAG